AUGAGAAGGCUUGAUGAUAUACAACCCCACAAUCUUCAGCAUAAAAGGCGAAGAGACUUAAGGCAUGUGCCAUGGGAGGUUAAGGGUUUUAAGUUCGUGAUUUCUUGCCGCCGUUCUCCGCCGUCAGAAGCCACCGUCUCACCGUCAGUGAUGGCAGAAGAGGUUCCGAAACCUCUGAACUACAUCCCCGAGGUUAUACUCAAGAAGCGCAAAAGCAGUGAAGCAUGGGCAUUGAGAAAGAAAGAACAAUUCCAGCACAAGAAUUUCCAAUCCAUCAAGAAGCCCGAGGAUUUCAUCCACGAGUAUCGCAACAAGGAAGUGGACCUUAUUAGAUUGAAGCGGAGGGUGAAGAGGAAAGUUCCUCAAGCUAAAUCCAACUUAUUGAUAAUCAUUCGGAUACAGGGGAAAAAGGACAUGCAUCCGAAGACAAGGAAGGUGUUGUAUAGCUUGGGUUUGAGGAGUAUUUUCAGUGCGGUUUUUGUGAAGUCAAGUGAAGGAAUAAUGGCCAAGCUGCAGAGGGUGGAACCAUAUGUGACCUAUGGAUACCCAAACCUUAAAAGCAUAAAGGAACUAAUUUACAAGAAAGGACAUGCAAGGAUGGAUGGGCGGAAAGUUCCCUUGACAGAUAAUAACAUUAUUGAGCAGGAAUUAGGAAAGUUUGGUAUUGUAUGCAUAGAGGACAUGGUGCAUCAGAUUUAUAAUGUUGGACCCCACUUUCAGGAAGUUGUCAGAUUUAUGUGGCCCUUUGCGCUCAACAAGCCAGCUGAAGGAUUGAAAGGAUCAAAAACCCUAUAUAAGGAGGGUGGAGACACAGGGAACCGUGAGGAUCUCAUCAACGAACUAAUGGAUAAAAUGAAUUAG
Messenger RNA from Sphenostylis stenocarpa, 861 nucleotides. The record is from the annotation of a GenBank genome assembly. NCBI's taxonomy places the organism in Eukaryota, Viridiplantae, Streptophyta, Magnoliopsida, Fabales, Fabaceae.